Molecule: messenger RNA, 987 nt
Organism: Cyphellophora europaea CBS 101466
Lineage: Eukaryota; Fungi; Ascomycota; Eurotiomycetes; Chaetothyriales; Cyphellophoraceae
Exons: 2
Coding region: 1-987 (328 amino acids)
Biological process (GO): carnitine transmembrane transport; mitochondrial transport
Cellular component (GO): mitochondrial envelope
Molecular function (GO): O-acyl-L-carnitine transmembrane transporter activity
Source: RefSeq, a predicted model, not a curated record
AUGGCUCCCUCAAUACCAACCUCGACGGCAGAGCUGCCUUCGGUCGAGACGGUGAAAGAAGAGGUCAAAGAGACGGUCAAGUCGGCGACCUCGUCUGCCCGAGAUUUCGCGGCCGGCGGCGUCGGUGGUGUCUUCGCCGUCAUUGUCGGCCACCCGUUCGACCUGUGCAAGGUGCGGCUGCAGACCGCAGAAAAGGGCACCUACACGGGCGCGAUUGACUGUGUGAAGAAGGGCAUAGCGCGCGAAGGUCUACGGAGGGGUCUCUAUGCGGGUGUUUCUGCGCCUCUCGUGGGCGUGACACCCAUGUUUGCCGUGAGCUUCUGGGGCUACGGCGUGGGCAAGAAGCUCGUCGAGGCUACGAGCGACGUGGAAUACAAGAACAACACGCCGCAAUACAGCAUUGGCCAAGUCUCGGCUGCCGGCUUCUUCUCUGCCAUACCCAUGACUGCCAUCACUGCGCCGUUUGAGCGUGUCAAAGUGCUGCUUCAAAUUCAAGGUCAGAAGGAGCUCAAACCUGGCGAGAAGCCCAAAUAUGCCGGCGGCGUCGACGUGGUACGGCAACUGUACCGAGAAGGCGGCAUCCGGUCCGUGUUCCGUGGUAGCGCUAUGACUCUUGCGCGUGAUGGUCCUGGCUCAGCAGCUUAUUUCGCGACCUACGAAUACAUCAAGCGAUCACUGUCACCCAAAGACGCAAAUGGCAAUGCCACAGGCGAGUUGUCUCUUACGGCCGUCAUGACCGCCGGUGGUGCAGCUGGUAUUGCCAUGUGGAUCCCAGUCUUCCCCGUCGACACGGUCAAGAGCAGGCUGCAGAGCAUGGAAGGCAAUCCCACCAUAUCCGGCGUCAUCAGUGGUGUCUACAGGAGUGGUGGCAUCAAAGCUUUCUUCCCAGGGUUUGGGCCAGCUCUCGCGAGAGCAGUGCCUGCCAACGCCGCCACGUUCUUGGGCGUCGAACUUGCUCAUAAAUUCAUGAAGCAGUUAUUGGGAUAG